Phytomonas sp. EM1 is the source of this 2727-nucleotide messenger RNA. Lineage: Eukaryota; Euglenozoa; Kinetoplastea; Trypanosomatida; Trypanosomatidae. The record is from the annotation of a GenBank genome assembly.
AUGGAGCUCCAAGAGGUCGCCGUGCCGUACCUUUCGAUUGGCUCGCUUUUAGCGCCUGUCUCAUGGACGAUGGAUAUGCAGUCAAGCCACGUACCGUUCUCGGUUCCGAUGCGAUCACACACGGGGUCCUCUUUCCGUUAUUCAUCAUGCUGGAGCAGUAAUACCGUUCGUUUUGAGCGGUUCGAUGGAUCUGGCAACACAUUAUAUAUUACUGAGGUGUUUGCUUUCCAUCGCGACACGACAGGGAUAUCUUAUGAAUGCAAUCUAAAGGGUGAGCUCGGUGAGCUUGAUUCCAAGAGGACCCACAGGCCCCAAUAUGAAGAGUCCACAUGCACACAAAAUCUCCAAGCCUUACUACCUCGGCGCUCGAGUGGCACACCUUUGAAGAUUUGGGCUGUCAAGGUAACAGAAGGGGAUAUGUCAGGGAUUCCUGAAUCGCAAGCGAAAGCAACUUUUUCACCUCGAUUCAUAUCUAAAGUGGCGUGGCUACGUUCACAAAACUACGAAGUAUUCCUACACAUCUCGUUGGAUGCAUUUGACAGGCUUCCCGAGUCUACUACGUGUGCCAUUGAAAGAAUAUUCCAAGAUGCAAUUUGUAAAUAUCGAAAGCCACAUAUAAAAGUCCCUUAUGCGCUUUUGCCCGCAUUUUCGACCUUAGAUUCCACGGCCCUUUGCGGGAAAGUUAGUAUUCAUAAUAACAGUGGUGUCCCCAUGCUUUGUUCUGACGAUCCGCUGGUUGCUGAUGAAAGGCUUAGUUGUUUUUUUUGCGCUAGUGCAAUCUUCACAAGCCUUGGUAAGGCAUUACUAGUCCUGCGCCAGCGCGGAGGAUGUGAAGGCCACGGCGUAUGGCAGCCCAUAGUAUGGAAUGUUAGAAACCCGCGGCAUCCAUAUGGUUCUGGCGAUGCUUAUCCACGAUUCCAUACAUUACCAAAUGUGUACGCGAGCGAGACCAAUGAUGGAUGCCAGGAUACGAAGACGUCUCAAAAGAGGCGACCAGUAUCGUAUGACCUAGUGGUUAAUAGGACCGAUCUGGAUAAUGGAAGUGACUCGAUGCACGUAGUAGCACUACUGCAGCGUGUUGUUUCUCACACAUUGAGGCUUAACACCACUGAGAAUCUUUACAUGGGGAUGCCCCGCGAAUCCGAAGGAUUGGCGGCGGGCGCGGGGUGUGAUAGCGAUGUUGAUUCCCACACGGCAGUGUCAUCUGGAGGGGUCAUGAGUUUGCGUGCAGUUUGCCUGGCCUCACUCCCUCUCACUACGGAUGUGGCGUCUAUUUACAAUUACCGUUCGGUCGAAUAUGCUUUCGAGAGACACGUAGGGAGGACGAUGCACGAUCAGCGUGGUGCCGAUAAACAUAAAGGGGAUUCACAUGCAAGGGAUUACUUGGACGAUAUGGAGCUUAUAAAGAUACACUCAUUCGAACGAUUUGUGCCAUCGCAUGAUUUCCUUCACGUUGUUCAAGAAAGGUUGAGGGAGGAGACUGCAUGGGAUACUGCAAAUAGGGUGUACACCUCCAUGGAUUUCAAAGCUGUGUCUCCUUCGCACGUGCCGCCGCGUCGUACGUUGUAUGGGCUACGUAGGAGGUCUGUGCCGCACCAGGAGAAGAAUUACCAGUUGCAUGAUAGGAAACUUCUGCUUUCACAGGGGGGGGGACGACCUGAGGACACAAGUCAAAAACAAAUGGAAAAUUUUUUGUUUGUGGUAGAGCUCAUUGCCCCACGUGUGGACAGCACGCACGCUAUCGUUCUGGUGGCGGCUGUCGAGACGGGGACCGUUAUUGAACCUGACGAAGCGAGGGAGGGGACGGCCAUCGCGUCUGUUGGCCAGCUGUUUCAUCGGACCGUUCUUAAUCGCUACAAGGAAGCUGCCGCGCUGCUCUCGAUGACAUUUUUUCUGGAAUUUCCGCAUCCCACGCUGUGGAAGUUGUCCUGUGCUACUGGUGACAUGAGUGGAUUCUUUUUCCGUCAAGGACAUCUACUCCUCCGUAUUCCAUCAGGAGAUCCGCGCUACUAUGACACCACUGUGAGGCCUAACGCUGCAAAGUGCUUUACGUCUCUUGGUUCAUUUCUCGUCCAAACCUCUUUCACGCCAUCGUGUCAGAAAGGCCAGGAUAGUUGUCAUGGCGAAGCCCAACAGAACUGCUUAUGUGCGCCUUUAGCUUCCCUCGAAGAAGGGAGCGCAGUCGCCAUAUCGGUAGACCAUUCUGUUGGAGUGGGGAGUACUGCCGCCUGUACAAUUUCCCAACCUAGUGUUUACAGUUCGAGUGUAUUUAAGAGUAUCUCUGCGGUAUGGACGCUACUCUCGGAUGGACGCAGUAGUGAUGAAUUUAUAGAUUUUUAUAUCUCAGAAUUUUACUACCUCACCGGUGUGAUGAAUAUCAACAACGUGGACAGGCGCACUUCUGCGGUAGAGCAUGGCGAAACAGUGCUGACUGUUCGUAAAAGGCUCACUCGAAGUCAGGCAUCUUCAUCAGGCUUGUCGAGACGUGGUGAGGGGAAGGAAGCCAUUGCGUGGUUGGAUAUGGGGCUACAUCACCGGCUUUACGUGUGCGCACGUGAGUGUGGGGUUGGAAGAGUGCUCCUUAUCCAGGCAUCAAUUAUAUUGAGGGAGGAUCUUCAGCAUAAGUGUGUUGGGGAUGAUAUGUCAGAGCAAAGGAUGAGUGAAUGCGAGGAGGCCAGUCUGGAGGCAUGGGUAGACAGUAUUGCAGUAGGAUCUAUUGGCACAUGA